AUGUCCAUCCUCCGGCCCGUAGCCUUCAAGCCUGCUGCGCCGGCUCGCAGCAGCGCCGGCUUUCGUAAUACCGUAAUCGAAGAUGAACCGCAAGUCUCCCUGCGACGAGCACAACCACCUCAGAAGCUCCAACCGCAGCGGCUGGCUACCUCGCCAUUCAGCGACGACUUUCCAACCCCGCGGGCCAACACAUUCCACCAGCUUCACGAUCUGGUGGAAGGAAGCCCAAAUUGCAGCAAUUCCGACUCAGAAUCCGACCAAAGCUCGCUAUGGAGCAAGCGCAGCUCCCACAACAGUUUCGAUGAGCUGUACGACGUUUCCGAGAGCGAAUCGGAGGUGGUGUCAAUCAAGCUUUCGACCUCGGUGAAGCAACGUAUAGCCAGCAAAGACUCUCGGUCYCGCUAUCCAUCCAUCAUCAUCCCAUCACCAGGCCAGUGGCCAACGAUCGAGAAGCUCAGGUCAUCCCACCCUUUGUCACCGCCACUUCAGGUCAACAUCUCGGCAUCAAUGAUGUCUCAGAUGCAACAGCGCGGCCUACGGAUACCAAGUACCACAUCAUCGGCACCAUCGCUAGACGGCAGUCUUACUUCAGAAGAGCUUGCAAUGUCAAGCUGCCCAUCCACCCCCGAUCUCCAACAAGCUGCAGACGGAGAGAACCCCUGGGAGCCUCCUCUCCAGUUGGAUCCAUCCGCUAUCAACCUGCUGGAACAUCUCAACGAUGAAGAGCACCAUGUGCAGCAGGAGACUGUUAUUGAGAUACCCGCAGAGGCCAUGGAAGAGAUGAGAGAGAUCGUCGACUCUCCACCAGUCACUGGCCGCUUCAGAAUUGAGACGCAGGACCUUCCUCCAAGAUCUGCCGAUGAAGCAGACGAUGAGCUUUCAGCCCUUUCUGUACCAUCCCCGGGAGGCUUCUUUGCCUCGCUAGACUCCACGAUGGCACGAAAGACCUGGGCUGGCACAGAAGCGGCACCAACCACAAGUACAGCGACUGAGUUCUAUGGUGUGCCGUUCCGCCCAGCACACAGCUCGGCUCUACCAACUAGUACUGCUACCUCAUUCUACAACUUGCCAUGGCAGUCACGACCAGAGGACCCCGUCGAGCACAUCAUCUCGCUCGCUUCUCCUACGAGCACUCAGCAGGAUCCCGUCACUGCUCGUAAACUGGCAUUUUCUCCCACGGAGAUCGUUAGCGAGGUCGCAGAAAUUGACGAAACAUACAAUGAAGUACUCGAGAAGACCGCGGCGGCGAAUAUUGACCGCACCCAAUUGUGGCUUUCAGCUCAGACCACAUACAUGGAGGCCAUCUGUGAAGAAGAUGAGGUUACUGUCAGCUUCAAAGACGUUCAAGACGCAGUGCCUAGAACUCCAGAUCAACCGACUCCUCCGUCCACGGACUCCUCGCCCAGCAAAAAGUCCGUGCGCUUCGCAGAGUACCAGACUGAAUCUCCAGUUGCCAUGCCAGAGCCAGCGCAGAGCAAGCGUGUUUCUCCUAUCCACGACGGAACGUUCUGGGAAGGCUGGCGCCAUGCGAAGCGCUCACAGCGGGCUCGUGAUGUCUUCCAGCACCGACAGGCUCGCGCUGAAGCUGAGCAAGUGAGGCGAGUCAGCUUGCCAAAAGAACAUGCCGACCAGCUACAGGGCAAGUAUGAGAUCACGAGCUCCGAGCGGCUGGCCUCACAGCGUCCUGUCUCGUCCUUCCUUCCCGUCGCGGAAGACGAUGAGAGUGUUGCAAUCAUUGCGCAAGCUGCCAAGGAAAGGCAGGCACUUGAGCAGAUGCAGUCAUCUGCUUGGCACCUUGCCGCCCAGAAGGAAGUCAACGGUGGCAAGCUUUUGACCAGUCCAAUUGUGCAGAGCUUCAAGGGCCGCAAAGACGUCAGGAUCUUGGAUGUCGCUGGCCAAGCACACUGCAGCUGGGCUUGGAAUGUCGCUCUUGAGCACCCAGACGCCACCAUCUAUACUACCGUCUCUUCCGACGCCGAGGCUCACGUGGCUGAGUCGUCGAUGGACGGACCAGCGAACCACUUCGUUGUUGCCUCUCCCAAGCUCUGGGAGCUACCAUUUGAGAGCAACUACUUCGACGUAGUCUCCGCCCGCAAUCUGUAUGCUCACCUGAAGACAGUCUGGCCAAAGGGCUGCGCAGCAGACGAGUGGGACCUCACUCUGCGUGAGUGCCUUCGUGUUUUGAAACCAGCUGGCUACCUCGAGUUCGAUCUGCUGGAUGCCGAAAUGGUUCACGCAGAGGAUGCCAAUCAGGCACUCGGCGUUGAAUUUGCUUUCAAUCUGAAGACCCGUGGCUACGAGCCCUGCUCCGGGAAGAGUUUCCUACCUCGCCUGAAGCGUGCUGGAUUCUGCGAGAUCAAGCGCGCGUGGAUGGUUCUCCCCGUAGCUGACGUCGUGCCACGCUGGUCCGACGCUGGCAAGACAUCCAACAAGUCUGCCAUUGUUGAACGUUGCGUUGCUGCUGAUGGCUCUGUGUCUGAGUUCAAGGCGCCUCUCACGGGAAGCACCCAAGACGUCCGUGCCAUGACCGGUCUCGUUGGCGCUCGUAUGUGGGAGCAGUGGAUGCUCAAGCUCAACAGCGAGAUGGGCCGGAACGAGAAGAGAGUUCUCGAUGAUGUAUCGAAAGCUCUACAGGAGGGAGGUAAAGGUACUGCUGGGUGGAAGUGCCUCCUUGGAUGGGCAAGGAAGGAAGAAGCUUGA
Molecule: messenger RNA, 2700 nt
Organism: Ramularia collo-cygni
Lineage: Eukaryota; Fungi; Ascomycota; Dothideomycetes; Mycosphaerellales; Mycosphaerellaceae
Exons: 1
Coding region: 1-2700 (899 amino acids)
Molecular function (GO): S-adenosylmethionine-dependent methyltransferase activity
Source: RefSeq, a predicted model, not a curated record